Molecule: messenger RNA, 3634 nt
Organism: Aptenodytes forsteri (emperor penguin)
Lineage: Eukaryota; Metazoa; Chordata; Aves; Sphenisciformes; Spheniscidae
Gene: SPECC1
Product: sperm antigen with calponin homology and coiled-coil domains 1
Exons: 6
Coding region: 267-2357 (696 amino acids)
Biological process (GO): actin cytoskeleton organization
Cellular component (GO): microtubule organizing center; filamentous actin
Molecular function (GO): protein binding
Source: RefSeq, a predicted model, not a curated record
CAGCUAAUUAACUGCACAGGCCGGCCUUCAGUGCAUAAUAUUGUAAUGAGGUAGGAGGGAGAGCCACAGCUGCUUCAGCAUGAGCAGCAGGCUCUGUUCCUGGUGCCAGGAACUAGGAAGGAGCUGACUUUUUUUUUUCCCUUUUUAAGUUGACUGAACCGUAGACGUUAAAAGCAGAUAGAGGCAGGUCCGCCUCUGGCACCGAGCAUGAGCGGGCCGCCGGGGUCCUAGAGGAGCUCGGGGAAGAGCCGGGGGAGUGACCGAAGAUGGGCAACCAGCCUGGGCGAGCGGAGGAGCACGACCAAGGAACAGUUUCAGCUGCAAAGCGCACAGGGAUUCCAGCACCCCGGGAAAUAUCAUCAUCUGUAUCCAGAGAGAGAGCUGUAUUGCGUGGUCAAGCCAAUACUAGGAAAACACAACCCAGCCCCACCUCUUCUGGUACACCGACUCCUACCAAACACGUGCGCCCCACUAGCAAGUCCAAGCAAGAGAAUGAAACUGGUGACAAGGCUGUUCUGGAAUCUCAGGUUAGAGAACUCCUGGCAGAAGCAAAGACGAAAGAUUCUGAAAUUACCAAACUCCGUUGUGAAUUGAAGAAAUGCAAAGAGAAAGGAUCACUUAAUGCUGAAGGAAUGGGUGCUUCCAACCAAAAUUUAGAAACAGUAUCACCUGUUGACAUAGAUCCAUUAAUACGGACCCUUCAGGAAAAAAACAGGACUUUUCAAAAAGAGCUUGCUAGCCUGGGAGAAGAAAAUUGUGUGUUGAAAGAGAAAUUGCUUUAUCUAGAGAACUCUCCUCUCUCAGACACAACAACAAGCAGUGGAGGUGACAGCAGCCUCCCAACCCCAACUACCCAAGAAUCCAGUUUUGGAAGCCCAUCAAAAAAUGUGUCGAGAGGUGAAACGGAUGAGCACAGGCAGCAUGUGAAUGGGGGUGCACUGCGCAAUUCAGGUUCUUCCAGCAGUGAUGUAACUAAAGCUUCCUUGUCCCCUGAUGCAUCUGAUUUUGAACAUAUAGCAGAUGUACCUUCUAGGCCAACAUCCUCCAACAGCAACCACAUCAAAGGUUCCAAAUGCUCCACUACAGGAAGUUCUCCAAACAAUAUUAGUGACCUUUCUGUUGCAUCUCUUACAGAGAGAAUACAAAAAAUGGAGGAGAAUCACCACAGCACAGCAGAAGAAUUACAAGCCACUUUGCAGGAGCUGUCGGAUCAACAGCAAAUGGUGCAGGAGCUGACAGCAGAAAAUGAGAAGCUAGUGGAAGAGAAAGCUCUCCUGGAGACUUCCUUUCGUCAACAUAGAGAUAGAGCAGAACAACUGAGCCAAGAAAAUGAAAAGCUAAUGACUCUCCUCCAAGAGCGAUCCAAGAAUGAAGAAAGCAGAGCUCAGGAGGGGAAGGUCCUUGAACUGGAACAGAAAUGUGCAGAAGUUCUUGAAAAAGCACAAUUUGAAAGAGAGAAAUUGCUCAACAUUCAGCAACAAUUAACCAGCAGCCUACGAAGCUUAGAAAGGGAGCAUCAAGAUGCCCAGCAGGUGAUUAAAAGCCUGAGAGAAGAAAAUGAGAAGCUGCUUAAACUUCUAGAAGUGGAACAGCAGAGCAACAGCACAGUGACAAAAACUCUGGAGGACUGUAAAAUUGCCUUAGAAGGCCUAAAAAUUGAGAAUGGCUCUCUCAAAACUCAGUUAGAGAGUGAGAAACAAAAGGCCGCAGAAAUCAACGCGAUGGGAUGUACUACUGACAACUCUGAGGUGCAAGAGAUGCUGAAAGUAGCCCAUGCAGAAAAGGAUCAGUUAGAAGCGUCUUGCACUGAGCUUAAACAAGAGCUGCUGAAGGCGAACAGUGAACUAAAGCACAUUCAGGGUCUGCUAUCUAAGGCUGAGAAUGAGUGUGGUCAGCUGAAGGAGGUAUGUGACCGGCAGGCUGAGCAACUGAGCAGAACCAGCCAGAAGCUGCAGGAAAAAACAUCAGAGAAUGAAGCAGAUAUAAAAAACCUGAAAGAGACCAUUUUUGAGUUGGAGGACCAGGUGGAACAACAUCGUGCUAUAAAACUUCACAAUAACCAGCUCAUCAGUGACCUAGAAAGUAAAGCUAUGAAGCUGGAAGAACAAAAACAAGAUACAGAGAGGCAGCUGAAGGCUCUGACUAAGCAAAUGAAGGAAGAUACAGAAGAAUGGAGGCGUUUUCAAGCUGAUCUGCAGACUGCAGUGGUUGUAGCCAAUGAUAUUAAGUGUGAAGCCCAGCAGGAGCUCCGUGUGGUAAAGAGGAAGCUUCAGGAGGAAGAGGAGAAGAGUGCCAGACUGCAGAAGGAGCUGGAUGAAGUGAAGGGCAGCAACAGGUGCAUGGUCUCUACCAGCUAACACAGCCCUGAAUGGAUGCAUAGCCAGGCCUGUGAGACACUUCAGGACAUACCUUCAACUUGCAUCUGAAAAAGGGAAGUUUCAAUUCGAGAAAGCACCUCCAGUUUUUUAUUGCCCUGCAAAAGUCAAGUGUAUCGCAAAGUGUGAAUGCUGCUCAGGUCCACCUCCUCCCCAUGGGCAAGAGCCUAUUUCUUUGUUUCAGAAGGCUUCUCUCUUCAGAAGACUCUAUGAGGCGGAAAAGUUCCGAAUUAGUCUAAAGUCAACUAGGCCAUAAGAAGUAAUCACAGAGAUUUGGGGAACUGAAAUAACUGAGGGCUUUUUUGGAGGGAUGGGGGUAUUUGCCCUGAAACAGAAAUUCAAACAAGCAAUUUUAAGCUUAAGGAAAAAAUAAAACUGAGUGCGUAUGUCCAAUUUGUAAAAUUUAAUGCCCAUAUACAUUAUGAGUUCUCCAUAUAGUAUUAUACUCAUAGAUCUAUCUGUGUGUGUCUAAAUAUAUGUAUGCAUACAGAUCAGUAUGUAUACAUACACACACAAACUCAAGUGAUAGGUUACUGAAAUCCAGCAGGAAAACUGAAUGGAAACAUGAAGUUAUUUGGUAUCAGCUGCUUUGAUGGUUUCAGAUUUUUUAAUAAUUUUGACAAGGCACUCGCCACUGGGUGGCAUGUCUGACUUGGUGUGUGUUAGGAAGCAGGGUGGUGCCCAAGGAGUAUGUCCUGCUAUGACUUCCACAGAGAAUGUCCCACAUGAGGUUUGUCCUGGCUGUGAGAACGGCAGAUGGAGAGAUCAGAAGGAAAAGAAAUUAAUGUAUCAAGCCCCUAGUAAAUAUCCUCUCAGAAAGGAGUCUUUCUCAUGCCCUUAACUCAGGUGAAGUAUAUGAUCAGGGAGAACUUGCUGAAGUUCAGCUUUGCAACUGGAAAGACCUGGAGAGAGCUUUACGUGGAUGCUAAGGAGAAAUGCAGAAGUCACCAUCUCUACCAGGAGAUCAUCAGGAUUCAUUCCAGGACUGGAAUUUCAUGUUUUGGCUGUGGGAUUCCCGUCCUUUCCUCCUGGAUAUGAAGACCUAGCAAGGGCCUGGUCUCAGAGCAGGCUGAGCUAGUAGAGAAUUCUGCGGGAUGUCCUGGCUUUGGCAUGGCCUUCACCUUUGUGCCGUGCAACUGGAGUGUAUGCAUAUAUGCACACUUGUGUUGCCUUUCUUUUCUGUGCUGGCAGCUGUUGAAUGUUGGUUUUUAUGUUUAAGAAAUAUAUAUUGAAGUGCCAAAUAAAUGUUUAAGUGUCUG